This is a messenger RNA of Onthophagus taurus, 5106 nucleotides long. Its product is annotated as phospholipid-transporting ATPase ABCA3-like. Gene Ontology annotation, biological process: lipid transport; transmembrane transport. Gene Ontology annotation, cellular component: membrane; intracellular membrane-bounded organelle. The record is from RefSeq and is a predicted model, not a curated record. Gene Ontology annotation, molecular function: ABC-type transporter activity; ATP hydrolysis activity; ATP binding. NCBI's taxonomy places the organism in Eukaryota, Metazoa, Arthropoda, Insecta, Coleoptera, Scarabaeidae.
UGAAAUUGUUGACAUUUCUUUAAUUUUUCAGGAUAUUAUGUCUAAGCAUUCGGUUUGGUUUAUCACAUCUAUGUAGUAUGAAGCAGUAUCCACAUCAACGCGAUACCAAUUCAAAUUUAAAUAAAUUUAUUGUAUUAACCUGGAAAAAUUGGUUGUUACAAUGGCGACAUCCAAUACAAACAGCAAUAGAAAUUUUAGCCCCAGUUAUUUUUUCGGCCCUUUUAGUUUUAAUAAGAAGCUUAGUCGAACCAGAAAAAUGUGACACCACGAUAUAUGAUGCGUUUCCUGUACAAACUGGAGCAGGAGUGUUUAAUUCAACCUACACUUUUACAAGACUAGUGUGGUCACCGUGUGAAAAUACAGCUCUUCAAGAAAUUAUGAAUAAUAUCGUUAAAAAAUACGAUUUAAAACAAGUUUGUAAAAAUAAUUCUUUGGAACUUGAACAAGAACUGGAAAGAAAUAUGAUGUAUACGUUAGCUGGAAUUGAUUUUGGUGAUGAUGAAGCAUUAAGUAAUUCAAUCAAAAAAGAAUCUCGUGUUGCACUGAGAUUUCCAGCAGAAUUACGAGUAUUUCGCGAGGGACUUAUUUUUACAUUAACAUGGAGUACGCAUUUAUUAUUUCCAACUUAUCAUAUACCAGGACCUAGGGUAUAUGAAGAAAAUACUGGUGCCAAUCCAAGUUAUUAUGAUGAAGGAUUUUUAACAUUACAAUAUGAUAUUUCAAGAGAAAUUAUUAAAUACCAUAUGAAAAUAAAUGAAAUAUCCGAUAAUACUCUUCCGACAGUUAUGAUGGAAAGAUUCCCAUAUCCAAGUUGGAUCAGUGAUCCAUUGUUGCAAGCAUUACAAAAUUUCGUUGGAAUUAUCGUGAUGCUAAGUUUUGUGUAUAGUUGCAUAAAUACGGUAAAGGUAAUAACCGAUGAAAAAGAAAAACAAUUAAAAGAAGCUAUGAAAAUUAUUGGUAUACCAAGUUGGAUGCAUUGGACGGCAUGGUUUUUAAAAAUCCUAACUUUCCUGUCAAUUUCAAUAACGCUGAUGGUAAUACUUGCUAAAGUAUCAUGGAGGACCGAUGCACAGUAUAAUGUUUUUUCACUUACAAAACCUAUGGUGUUAUUUCUCUUUUUGUUACUCUAUGUUUUUGCGAUAAUUACAUUUUGUUUUUUGGUUAGUGUUUUCUUCACAAAAGCAAAUACUGCAGCGGCAGUAGCUGGUUUAGUUUGGUUUUUAUCUUAUUGUCCUUAUUUAUUUCUUCAUGAUCAUUACAACGAAUUAAGUUUACUGGUUAAACUCGGUGCAAUGCUUGGAUUUAACACAGCUAUGGCAUAUGGAUUUCAGUUAAUUAUAAUGUUUGAAGGUAGUGGUGAAGGUUUACAUUGGACGAAUCUGUUCAGUACUGUUAAUCCGGAGGAUAAUUUAUCAAUGGCUCAUGUUAUGGCGAUGUUAUUGUUUGACGCUACUCUUUAUAUGAUUAUUACAUUGUAUGUAGAGGCUUUAUACCCUGGGGAGUAUGGUGUCCCAAAAGCUUGGUAUUUUCCACUUACCGUGGUUAAUUGGCCAUGGCAAAAAGCUGAAAUUCUUGAUAGGAUUACCGAGGAACGUGAUGAGUCAGAAAUUUAUGAAAGGGAACCUACUAAUUUAAAACCUGGCAUAAUAAUUCGAAAACUCACCAAAGUUUAUGCGAACAAAAAGGUGGCGGUCAAAGAUCUAACUUUAACCAUGUUUGAGGGACAAAUUACAGUUCUUCUUGGUCACAAUGGUGCAGGAAAGACGACCACGAUGUCCAUGUUAACCGGAAUGACCCCACCUACUAGCGGCACAGCGAUUAUUAAUGGUUACGAUUUGAGAACUGGAAUAGAUAACAUUAGGAGUAGUUUAGGUUUAUGUGCUCAACAUAAUAUUUUAUUCGACGAUCUCACAGUGGAAGAACAUCUUUACUUUUUCAGUCGAUUAAAAGGAAUGAGGAAUAAAGCAGAACUUAAGAGUGAAGUUGAUAAGUUUAUUGAACUUUUGGAUUUGGUACCAAAGAGAACUUCAAUAUCAAAAAGUCUCUCCGGCGGAAUGAAAAGAAAAUUAUGUUUCGCAAUUGCUUUUUGUGGAAAGUCAAAAGUGUGCCUCUUUGAUGAACCAACAGCUGGAAUGGAUCCAGCGGCAAGAAGAGCUCUUUGGGAUUUCAUUCAAACCCAAAAAAAGGACCGAACAAUACUAUUAAGUACACAUUUUAUGGACGAAGCGGAUCUUCUGGGUGAUCGAAUAGCUAUAAUGGCCGGUGGCCAACUUCAGUGUUGCGGUAGCAGUUUUUUCUUAAAAAAGAAGUACGGCGCAGGUUAUCAUUUGGUUAUGGAAAAGAGCGCCGAUUGUGAUGUAGACGAUGUAACAGAUUUGCUUUCGAAAUACAUUCCCUCUAUAACAGUAAAUAGUAACGUUGGAUCUGAAUUAACUUAUGUACUGGCAAAGGAGGAAUCUGAAAACUUCGAAAAGAUGCUUCAGGAUAUUGAAAACAAUUCCGAAACAUUAGGUAUUUCUAAUUUUGGAAUAUCGUUAACGACAAUGGAGGAAGUGUUUAUGAAGGUUGGUACUUAUCAAGGAUUAGAUGAUGAAAAGAAAUUACUUAGUGUCGAAAAUGAAUUAAGAUCAGACGUGAAAGUUACAAUUGGUGAUAAUAAACGUUUACGUGGAUGGGAACUUAGAAAAAAUCAUUUUAUUGCCAUGAUGAUGAAAAAAAUUAUAUAUUCAAUACGUACCUGGAUUUUGUUCCUAAUACAAAAUAUUCUUCCCGUCAUUUUUCUUAUAACGGCGGUUGUUGUAUCAAAAACUAUAAGAUUAGGAGACAAACCUGAAAAGAUGGAUUUUUCUUUACAUCCUUACGACAAUCCGAUAACUGUUGUAUCCACAUCGAACGAAACAGACGAUUACUUUUUAAGUUAUCUUAAUGCUUUGAAAUCGGAUUAUUUAAAUGUUAUGACAUUCAUAAAUGGCAACAUGAUUACAAAUAUGUUGGAACAGACCAGAAAAUACGAAAGCGAUGUAAGAAUGAAAUAUAUAAUAGGUUCAUCGUUUCUACCUACAAAAAAUACAAUUAUUGCUUGGUUCAAUAAUGAACCGUAUCAUUCUCCACCUCUUUCCCUACAAUAUGUAAUGAAUGCAAUAUUUCAACAGAAAAUGAAUUCUAGCGACUACAAUAUCUUGUUUUCAAAUUAUCCAUUACCUUACUCUCCAGACACUAAGAUGUUAAAUAUAAAGAAAGGAAAUACACUUGGUUUCCAAAUAGCGUUUAACGUCGGAUUUAGCAUGGCUUUUGUAGCUUCCUUUUACAUAUUAUUCUGUGUAAAAGAUAGAGUCAUUAACUCUAAACAUCUUCAGUUUGUGUCUGGAUUAAGUGCAUCGAUGUACUGGUUAACGGCGUAUUUAUGGGAUUUUGUAACAUUUGUGUUUACAACUAUUUGUUUGGUGGGUACAUUGGUUUGCUUUCAAGAAGAAGGAUUUAAAACUGUAGGAGAACUAAGUAGAUUAUCUAUUCUAUUAUUAUUGUUCGGACUUGCAAUGUUACCAGAAAUGUAUCUAGCAUCAUUUUUGUUUAGAGUUGCAUCUACAGGAUACACAAGAAUGACUUUAGUCAAUAUCUUUUUAGGAACUACUGCUUUUAUGACUGUACAAGUUCUAUCAAUUGAAGCAUUAGAAUUGCAAUAUGUAGCUGAUAUAUUACAAUGGUUUUUUCUGUGCGUCCCACAUUAUGCUUUAUCCAGUGGAAUACAAGCAAUUAGUCUAAAAAUAUCUUUAAAUAAAUUAUGCACCAAUCUCAACCAAAUGCUUUUAGAGCAAUUUAAAAAUACAACGGGGUCAGAACUGGAAAUAAAUUUUGCUUGCGAACUGCAACAAGCUUGUUGCGGUGUUGAUGAAAAUUUUUUGAGUUGGCAGAAUAAUGGUAUUGGAAGACACAUCAGUUUCUUAAGCACCGCUGCAGUUGUAUUCACUAUUAUUUUAUUAAUUUCUGAAGAACGUAUUCAUCAUCACAUUAGAUUUGGAAAUCGUUGUAUUCCAGAAAUAACCGACGAACAAGACGAACCUGACGUGUUGGAAGAAAAACGAAAAGUUCGUAUGGGCGAAAUCACCCCGAGAGAUUACUCGAUAGUUUUAAAAGACGUUACUAAAUGUUAUAAUAAACAUAUAAUAGCUGUUAAUCAAUUGUGUUUGGGUGUAAAAGGAGCCGAAUGUUUUGGUCUUCUCGGUUUAAAUGGAGCUGGAAAAACCACAACAUUCAAAAUGAUGACCGGCGAUAUUACAAUUUCUAAAGGAGAUAUUUGGAUAUAUGGAUGGAACGCACAAAGUGCAAUGAAACAUAUCCAUAAAAACAUCGGAUAUUGUCCACAAUUUGAUGCUUUGAUUUAUGAUUUUACUGGAAUCGAAACUUUGACUAUGUAUUGUUUAUUAAGGGGAAUCACUUUAAACGAAAGUAAAGUUAUUGCAAAAAUGUUAUCGAGGGAAUUUGAUUUUUUACGACAUUCAAAUAAACGCGUGAGAUAUUAUAGUGGUGGAACAAAACGAAAAUUAAGUGCUGCUAUCGCUGUAAUUAACGAUCCUCCUAUUAUAUUUUUAGAUGAACCUACAACAGGUAUGGAUCCUGUUAGUAGACGAAAAAUUUGGAACACGUUUUGUCGAUUACGAGACUCCGGAAAAUGUCUUAUUUUAACAUCUCAUAGCAUGGAAGAAUGCGAAGCUUUAUGCACAAGACUAGCGAUUAUGGUCAACGGAAUUUUCAAAUGUUUAGGAACAACUCAACAUUUAAAAAACAAAUACUCUCAAGGGUACACUUUAACAAUUAAAAUUAAAAGACCUGAAAGCGGUAGAGAAAUCAAUAAAACCGAUAUCGAACCAAUUGAACAAUUCGUACGAAAUAAUUUUCCCAAUGCUGUACUACAAGAACGAUAUCAAGAAUUACUCACUUUUUAUAUAAACGACAAACGAUUAAAGUGGUCCGUUAUGUUCGGUCUUAUGGAAACGGCAAAAAAAUAUUUAAACAUCGAAGAUUAUUCUUUGGGACAAUGUAGUUUGGAGCAGGUGUUUUUAUCUUUUACAAAAUUUCAAAGAAAAUCUUAAAUUCUAAAUUGUGGAU